AUGACCCAAACCGACAAGCCGACAGGCAUCAGCCUGCCGAACUCGGAGCAGUUCCACCUCAACAACGCCCGUGGUGAGCAGUACUUGAUCCAAAUAUCGUGGCCGUUGCACUGGAACCAGCGCGAGCAAGACACUGACCGUACUCACCUCCCCAUCAUAUACAUCGUCGAUGGAAACGCCCUCUUCCUAACAGCGACAGAAGCCCUCUGGCGUCGCUCCGUAGAUCCAAACUACGUAGGCGGCGCCAUCAUCGUCGCAAUCGGAUACCCACUCGCAGGCACAGGGAAGGUAUUCCAUCUUACCCGGCGGAGCUUCGACCUGACUGUCCCGACGCCUGAUAAGCCGGUGGAAGGGUGCGGGGGCGCGGAUAUCUUCCUUGAUUUCAUACGUGAUUCGGUACGUCCAGCUGUGAAGGAGCGGUUUCCGAAAGUCAGUAUAUCGAGGGAGGCGCUGUACGGGCACUCAUUUGGAGGGCUGUUUGCCCUGCAUGCGCUCCUCACGCGUCCGGGCAUGUUUGAUGCGUAUAUUGCGAGCAGCCCGUCGAUUUGGUGGAAUGAGAAGUGUAUUCUGGGUGAGGCGAGGAGCUUUAUUGGGAAGGUCAAGGGGGUUACUGGGGAGAAGAAGCUGCCGACGCUCAUGAUGUAUCUGGGUGGGCUGGAGCAGGAUCCGCGGCGGAGGAAUGAUGAAGCGGACGACAAGUGGCAGGAUAGGAAGCGCUUUGCGGAGACACUGAAUAUGAGGAAUAAUGUGGUGGAGUUGAUGGGUCUGCUCAAGGGGUGCGCGAGGCUGCAUACGAUGAGCUUUCAUGAGUAUGCAGGCGAGGACCAUGGGACUGUCAUGGCUUGUUCGAUGGGCAGGGGAUUGACAACGUUCUUGGAGGAGUGGCCUGUGCCGAGGAAGACAGGCAUUUAA
This is a messenger RNA of Aspergillus puulaauensis, 912 nucleotides long. RefSeq names its product alpha/beta hydrolase. Gene Ontology annotation, molecular function: hydrolase activity, acting on ester bonds. Bases 1 to 912 code for a protein of 303 amino acids. Lineage: Eukaryota; Fungi; Ascomycota; Eurotiomycetes; Eurotiales; Aspergillaceae. The record is from RefSeq and is a predicted model, not a curated record. The transcript is spliced from 2 exons.